Molecule: messenger RNA, 1734 nt
Organism: Drosophila biarmipes
Lineage: Eukaryota; Metazoa; Arthropoda; Insecta; Diptera; Drosophilidae
Exons: 1
Coding region: 233-1537 (434 amino acids)
Biological process (GO): regulation of DNA-templated transcription; regulation of stem cell population maintenance; nuclear-transcribed mRNA poly(A) tail shortening
Cellular component (GO): CCR4-NOT core complex; P-body
Source: RefSeq, a predicted model, not a curated record
AUAGGUAUAAGCUGUUUUUUACAAUGAGAAGUAUGCCAUGUAUUUCCGGAGAUAAGAUUAAUCGGUUAAGCUGUUAUCGAAUAAUCAGGGAUAUUAAGUGUUGGAAAACGUGGUUUUAACAUAAUUUUGGCGAACAAAGUAUUGCAAAGCGACAACCGUCACGUGUGUCAUUUCUCGAAAUUCCCGAAAAUUUCAGAAUAAGCUCUGAGUUUUAUACAAAUCCUGAGACACGAUGAAGCGCCAUAUCCCCAAGGUCGUGGAUGACCAGUCGUCCAGUUCGCCCAGCCCGUCCCCCAUCGUGUCGCCAAUGUCCUCGCCGGAAUCUUCGCCAACCAGUCGAUUUCCCAUCCUCUACGUGGACGUGGUGAAAAAAAAUCAGCCCAACCUGGAGAUGCUGCCACCACCUCCACGACCCCAGGUCCCUGCGCCGGAAUUCAGCAUUUUCCGGGAGGAUUUUCCGGCUCUGCCGGGAACUGCGACCGUGCGCUCGGUUCCCGCAGUUCCCGACGACUGGACCGCCAUGUUGAGUGACGGUGAGCAAGUGGAACCGGGCAGGUUCCGCGACAUAGUCAUAGACAGCGAAGCGAACGUCAAUGUAGGCUGUAGCGAGGCCUUCCUCCCGAAAAACCAGAACCCGGAGCUGCAGCAGGACAUGGAGUUUCUGCCCCAAGUGUACGGCUACGCGGCCAAUCCACCCCGCUUCGAUGUGAGCCUGAUCUUUGGCAAGCAGUUCCUGCACGAAGGUGUCCGUCAGAGGGCCAUAAAUUCGGCCCACAAGGCUUCGGUCCCGCAUAGAAGUACCAGUGGGUUCCAUCCGCCUCCCGGUUUCGAGGAAUCGAAAAUCUUUGCCCGCCUAAAGACCACCAAUUCGGGCAUGCCGCUGGGAGGGGUCAACUUGGAGCUGGGAUCUUCGCUCUAUGACAGGGUUUGGCAAAUGAACUUCACACCCCCCGGCGCCGCCGUGGAAGGAUCCUUCGGGAUGCUGGGCCUGGCCAGGCGCCUAGGAUCGGCCCAGCGUAAUCCCCAACUGAUGACCCAUAUUUUCGGCAGUGAUGUUCCGCCCAACGUCGGACCCGGAGGCGCCACAAACGAUGCGCACUCCACCUUCGCUGGGCCCUUCGAAGGAGGCCGCCUGAACCCCCACGAAAUAAGCCACAAUGUGCCGUUGAACUAUCUCUUGGCUGGAAGGUUGAACCUGCAGCACCCUAAGACAGAGGAGAUGCAGGUGGAGCUGUUGUUCUUCUUCUUCUAUACCUUCACGGGCGACUUGAUGCAGAUGCUCGCGGCGGCGGAGCUGGCGGAACGCGGCUGGCGCUACCACAAGUUCGAGCGCCUGUGGAUCAAGCGGCAGGAGGACAAUCCCAACUACACGUUUAGGGGCUUCCAGGAGGCCGGCGAGUACAACUACUUCAACAUGUGCCAGUGGAAGAUCCUGCCGCGCCACUUCCAACUGGAGCCGGACCAGCUGGAGCGGACCCUGUCCAAGGAGGAGCUGUACGAGCUGCACGGAUACCAUCCCCAGAUGACGGGCCUGUAGACGGAUGUCUGUCCUCAUCCAUAUCCCAGUGAUUAUGUGGUCAUUCAAAUUCUACCGUCGCUGUUGAAUCUUUUUUUUAUGAAACCAAAGCUUUAAAAGCCCGUUUAAGCUAUAAGAAUUUUUUGUAAACCUAGAUUAGCGUUUUAUAAAAAUUCAAAGCUGUAAACGCGUAUUAGAACCAAUAAGAGUUUUUUGUG